Molecule: messenger RNA, 2090 nt
Organism: Larimichthys crocea (large yellow croaker)
Lineage: Eukaryota; Metazoa; Chordata; Actinopteri; Sciaenidae
Gene: gad3
Product: glutamate decarboxylase 3
Exons: 16
Coding region: 72-1682 (536 amino acids)
Biological process (GO): GABA biosynthetic process
Cellular component (GO): cytoplasm; presynaptic active zone
Molecular function (GO): glutamate decarboxylase activity; pyridoxal phosphate binding
Source: RefSeq, a predicted model, not a curated record
CUGACUGACAUCACUGAGGCUCACUCAACUGCUCUCAGACAUCUUCGAAGAACUGACUGCCUUGUAGUGAUAUGGAUUUCUUACAACGGCCACACAGAAUCAUUGAUAAAUCAGCUGUGAGGGACAAACAGCAGGACGACUCAGCAGCAGGCAGAGACAGAAGACAGACACCUGCAGAUUUCAGCAACAUCUACAGCAAAGACCUGCUCCCAGCUUCACAUGGUGAGGAGUUGACCAGAGGGUUUCUGCAGGAGCUGGUCAACAUCUUGUUGGAAUAUAUCUGCAAGUCAAAUCAGAGGAGCUCCAAGGUCCUGGACUUCCACCAUCCUCACCAGCUGAAGGAGGGACUGGAGGGCUUCAGUCUCAACCUGCCGGACCAACCAGAAACUCUGGAACAGUUACUAGUGGACUGCAGAGACACACUCAAAUAUGGUGUCAGUACAGGCCAUCCCCGUUUCUUUAACCAGCUGUCUUCAGGUUUGGAUGUGAUUGGUGUAGCUGGCGAGUGGCUGACCUCCACUGCCAACACUAAUAUGUUUACAUAUGAAGUGUCUCCCGUUUUCAUCCUCAUGGAGGAGGUUCUGCUGAGAAAGAUGCAGAGCAUUGUGGGGUGGUCUGACGAAGAAGGAGAUGGAAUCUUCUGUCCAGGAGGCACAAUAUCCAACCUGUACAGCAUCCUGGUGGCCAGGUAUCACUUCUAUCCGGAGGUGAAGACCAGAGGGAUGGGAGCUCUGCCUCAGCUAGCCCUCUUCACUUCAGAACAUAGUCACUAUUCAGUAAAGAAAUCUGCAGCUGUGCUGGGGCUGGGCAGCGAGAAUGUGGUCACGGUGAAAUGUGAUGAAAGAGGGAAAAUGAUACCUGCUGAACUGGAGUCUGCCAUUGUUACAGCUGAGGAAAAGGGUUUGGUUCCAUUCUACGUGAAUGCGACAGCAGGUACCACUGUGUACGGGGCCUUCGAUCCUCUCGAUGACGUCGCAGAUAUCUGCAAUCGACACACACUGUGGAUGCACGUUGAUGCAGCGUGGGGUGGAGGCCUGCUGAUGUCAGACAGACACAGGAUGAAACUACAGGGCAUUGAACGAGCCUGGUCUGUAACAUGGAAUCCUCAUAAGAUGAUGGGUGUCCCUCUGCAGUGCUCUGUCAUACUGGUCAAGAAGAAAGGUCUCUUAAAGGAGUGUAAUGAGAUGGGGGCUGAGUACCUUUUCCAGACGGACAAACCCUACGAUGUGAGCUAUGAUACCGGGGAUAAGAGCAUCCAGUGCGGCCGGCAUGUGGAUGCCUUUAAACUUUGGCUCAUGUGGAAGGCAAAGGGCUCAGAGGGUUUUGGAGCUCAGGUCGACAAAUGCUUAGAGAAUGCCGAGUAUCUGUAUGAUCAGCUGCAGAGGAGGGCCGGCUUUGAACUGGUCUUCAAAAACAAACCAGAGCACUGUAAUGUGUGUUUUUGGUACACUCCUCCCAGUCUGAGAGGCCUGCCACCUGGAGAGGACAGAGACACAAGACUCCAUCAGGUGGCUCCUCAGAUCAAAGGCAAGAUGAUGGAGAAAGGCUCUGUUCUGAUUGGCUAUCAGCCUUUUGGAGCCAAAGUCAAUUUCUUCAGGUGCGUGUUCUCCAAUCCUGCCACACAGCAUGAAGACAUUGACUUCCUGCUGGAGGAGAUCAUCUGGCUCAGCCAUGACCUGUGACCUGAUAUACAGGUCUGGUCUCACUCCAGUUCAUACAUCUGACUACAAGGCCAUCAUUUUACCAUGAGCAGUCAUUGUAUCCAGCCCGGGUGUACAGUUACAGCCUCUGUUCAAUAUUACAGCUUUUGAUCAUCUUACAGCAUUACUAUCUACAACAUGUAGGCCCCCCAUUUUUCCAACAUUAAGAAGCAAGGUGGACUUCUGGCCAUCUGCUCUGCUAAUAAUGUUUAAACGCAUGUUAGAUAUGAUAGUCCAUUUUAUUAGAUCACCUGUGGAAUUGCUAUGGGAAAGAGGUCUUUACUGCAAACAAACAUCAGCAGUCACUGUAUAAUGCUGCUGACAUUUUGGAGUGUACUGUAUACUUUAGGCAUUUUUAAGCACUACAGUUCAAAGAGUACAAACAGCUGU